Pestalotiopsis fici W106-1 is the source of this 1623-nucleotide messenger RNA. RefSeq lists its product as uncharacterized. Gene Ontology annotation, molecular function: transmembrane transporter activity. The coding region runs from base 1 to 1623 and encodes 540 amino acids. The record is from RefSeq and is a predicted model, not a curated record. NCBI's taxonomy places the organism in Eukaryota, Fungi, Ascomycota, Sordariomycetes, Amphisphaeriales, Sporocadaceae. Gene Ontology annotation, biological process: transmembrane transport. The transcript is spliced from 6 exons.
AUGGAUGAGAAAGUCCCCUAUCUGGCUCGCUCCGAGUCUGUACAGAGUGAUGAAAGCGAUGAUAGGAAGGUCAUUGGGUCCACAAACCUGGUGGACGAGAAUGGCGAGAUUCGUCUAAUUCCGAUGCCGACUCCAGACCCGAAAGUCGGCUCGCUCGCCCUCAGCGCGGAAGUCAUCAUUGGUGCCUUGAUCCCCGUUUUCUUGCUCGAGUACUCUGGCGUCGACCCCCGCUCACUAAACGACGUGGACUUUGUGGCCAACUCGCACGGGUCAAUCAAUUUCAACCCCCUAUCCGUCGUCCCGCCAGGCAUCGUUCCAGCCGACAUUGGCCAGGUUUCCCUCUUGGCCACCAUUCCGCUGCUCGCCAACGGCAUUGCGUCAUACUUCCUUGUUCCGCUGUCCAUUGCUAUUGGCCGACGGCCUGUACUCUUGCUCACCGGCGCACUUGCUUGGAUAGGAGGCCUCUGGGCUGGGCUCAGCACCUCCUUGGAAAGUCACAUGGCAGCACGCGCGCUGCAAGGUUUGGGCGCUGGUGCAGUCGAAGCACUUAUACCGCUCAUUGUCCAGGAUAUCAUGUUUAUCCACCAGCGCAACAAGGCCAUGAGUGCCGUCAUUAGCAGCCAGGGUAUCGUCAUCAUUGCUCUGGGCAUUGCGGCGCCCUAUGUGGCGGCCAACUUCACAUGGAGGAUUCUAUAUUUUGCCACGAGCGGGUUUGGAGUUCUAGCGUGGGCGCUCAUGAUCGCCUUUCUCCCCGAGACGAGGUGGACGAGAGGCAAGGAAGAGCUGAGUGGGCAAAAGAUUUAUGCGCUUGCACCGGGCGAGCGGCGACCAAGGCUCGAGCCCGAGACAUACGGACCAAGAACUAUGUGGACAACGGUAGGAGUGUUCCAGUUUGGAUUUGAGUGGAAAGAAGCUGGCAGAUCUAUGCUUGAUACUUUACGUACAACCCUGUUCCCGGCCAUAUUGUGGACAACGUUGGCGAACUCAGCGUUCGUGAUUAUCAAUCAGGCAGCCCAGCAACUGGGGUCGUUUGCACUGCUAGCCCAGGGGUGGCAAUUUCAAUACACGGGCCUCUCGGUGAUUCCAACUGUCGCUGCCACUAUAGCCGUCUACUUUCUCGGCGGGCCAGUGUCUGACAAGAUCUCUUUAUGGAUCACUCGCCACCACGGCGGAGUUCGCGAGGCUGAAUUCCACCUACCGAACCUGAUCCUGCCAUUUGUUUCGGGCAUCUUGGGCACCUUUAUAUUUGGAUAUGCUGGACAAAACAACUUACACUGGGCUUUAAUUCUGCUAGGUGCCUUCUUCAUCAUUUUCGCAUUUUUGACGGUGCUCACCGUGGUCAAUGUGUUUGUGGUCGAGUCCUAUCCAAUGUGGGCAGGUCCCGUAUUGGUCAACGUGAGCAGUCUCAGGAUUGUGAUUGCAUUCUUCCUCAGCAGCCAAGUCACAGUUUGGGUUGUGGAGAAGGGCAUCCUCAACACGUUUGCUAUCUAUGCCGAAUCUUUGAUUGUUCUCAGCCUGGGCUUACCGAUACUAUGGUUCUUUGGCAAGAGCAUCAGGAUCUGGACGGCGGGCCGCGUUGAAGCCGUGGCCACGGAGAAGCUGAAGAGAGUUGAUUCAGUAUGA